AUGUCCCUGGACGAGCUCGCUGGGUUCUUGGAGCAGCAGACCGGCGUGAGCAUCCAAAAAGCCAUCGAAAAGGGCUACCCAGCCUAUGCAGAGCGCAUCGGCGUGGAUGCGCUGCUGACAAAGCUGAAGCAGACGGCGCUGUCCAAGCCCAUCCCGAGAGCCCCCGGCCAACCGGGUAUCAAGGCUUUGGCGACGUUCCUCUACCACGAGCUCCUGACUGACGGCCAGGCGAGCGUGCAGGAGAUCAGCCCACCGCGCCCCCAGGCGGCUGACAGCACCACGAAGCGCGAAGAGCUCAGGCUGCGCCGAGCUAUUUCGGCCAAGGCAGCAGCUGCGCCGACCGGCGGCCCCCCGCUUUUCGAGAAGCACCUGCUGGCGCAAGUGCGCGUGGCGCAGCCGGAGGAGUUCAAGGCUUUCGUGAAGGCCUUCCUGCUCAAGGUGGCACAGCCUACAUACAGCCACUCCAUCUUCUUCAACGCUCGGACGCGGGUCUCCUGGCAGAUGUGCCCAGAGGCCACGCAGCUGGUCGCUGCAGCGCGCAUCUUGCGAUUCCUUCUUCGGCUCCCUGGCUUUUCGAACUCAAAGGUUCAGGUGGGGUUUCGCUGUUUGGGAUUUGCCAUUCGGGGUUAA
Molecule: messenger RNA, 630 nt
Organism: Symbiodinium sp. CCMP2456
Lineage: Eukaryota; Dinophyceae; Suessiales; Symbiodiniaceae
Source: the annotation of a GenBank genome assembly